Racocetra persica is the source of this 256-nucleotide messenger RNA. NCBI's taxonomy places the organism in Eukaryota, Fungi, Glomeromycota, Glomeromycetes, Diversisporales, Gigasporaceae. The record is from the annotation of a GenBank genome assembly.
AAAAAAUUAGCUAUCGAACAAAGCGAAAAUAUAAAAUACCUCGCUGAAGCAAUAAAAAUCCAUCAAGAAAUAAAUAAUACACUUCACCUUAAAAAUGAUGAAUUAAAAAGAAAACUUAAAGAGCAUCGAGAACACAAUUACUUAACAAGACUUAGACAAAUAACAACUUGGAGAAACCAAGCUGUAGCAAAAUUCGUAAUAUUAGGACAAGAAUAUCCUGAAGAAAAAUUUGAUAAAUUACAUAAAGAAUACCUUA